UCGACUAUGAACUUUGUUGCACGUUUAACGUUAGCAGAGCAACCUGCCUGCAAGUUACGGAGCUAGUCAGGCAAUGUGGAAAAUAUGUUUAAUAAUCAGGGCAUUCAACCCGUAACUGUGGUCUUUAACAACGCAAAAAACUGCUUUCUCCACCUCCCCCCGAAGCUUAUAUCGCAUCUUUCCCUGAAUGAGAACCAAGCUUUGGAGUUAUCAUGGAGCCAUGGGUCUCCGUUGUUCCUCAGCUGGACUCAAAACAGAACCUCCUCCAGCUUCGACAGCCAUAAAGUGGAGUUGUGUCGGCAACUAGGAGAAAAGCUGGGCCUGAAAGAUGGAGAGCAGGGCUUCCUGAGACCAUGUCACCAGGUCUCAUCAGUGCAUCAAGUGUUUGUGGAGCCUCUGUCGUCUGAUGACUGGGAGAUCCUAGAGCUUCACAGUGCUGCACUGGAGCAGCAGCUGUUAGAUCAGAUCAGAGUGGUGUUCCAAGAUGCUGUCUUUCCUGUGUGGGUGGACAGUCACACAGCCAUCUACAUCCGAAUAGCAUCACUUUUGCCAUCUGUGCCCUAUGGUCGACUGGAGCAGUUCACAGAACUAGUUGUCUCUCCGAAGACUCGUGCUGAAAUUAGUGACCUCAGUGGUUCUCCGGUGAGGAGCAGUGAGAAACAGCAUCUUCAUAGACAGCAGACCUCAGGUCUCUCCUCCUCCUCGGGACAGACAUUAGAAAAUACCACUCAUGUCCCUCAAAACCACCAGUGGGGUGGCAUAGCUGACCUGAGGAGCCUCCUGCGCUAUUUGAUUAAGGGCACAUAUGACACGGUUAAAGAACUACCACCAGUACCUGGCAUCCCUCCCCUUCUCACUGACUCUAUCUACAGAGUGUGCGGUGCACCUCCUGACCCUCUUUGCUCCAUAAGCCACGUUUCAACUGCUGUUAUUCAUUUAUUUCCUUGGCGGCAUGGACCAAAUGCUGGACUAACUGGAGGUCAGUCUCCCAUGACAUAUGGCCUACUCUCCAAAGUUCCUUCCCCUAAAGAAACUAGGGACAGAGCCAAGCAGGCCAUGGAGAAAAAGAAGAACACAGGAGUUACUCAAGCUGCUGCUUCUGUGGAUGGAGGCAAAGAUAUAAAAGAAGAGGAGGAAGUCAUGGUGGUCAGGGUGGUGUGCCAUUGUAUUGAGAAGCUAGCAGGAGAACAAAGGAGUCCCAGCAAGGGAGAGAUCCACAAUGGAAGAGUAUGGAUCCCACUGCCCCUGGCCAUCAGGUUGAAUAUCAUGCCUCAUUCAACGGUUAGAAUUAAGCCAGUGAAAUCGACCAUCAAAGUGGCCACCGCUAUUCGUCUACAGCCUCUAAAACCACUGCCUGAGGAGGAUGAUGAGGAGAUCCAGACAGCUUUCCUUGGUUGGCUGCACACUCAGAGUCAUGAACCUUUGGCCUGUCUGAUUGCACGGUCUGGCACCAUCCUCCUACAUGGAACUGAUGCAAAGUUAGACUUUGCUUUAACUGUGCUGAAGCCAGAACCAGUGAGUGAUCCUCCAGACCAGCUGUUUCUACUCGCGCACAGUCUUAUCCAGAAGGAAGACAUACAGGUAGACAGAGAGCUAGUAACCAUGCCAGCUGUGAAAGCUGUAUCUGAAACAACCAACCCAGAGCUUCCCUCCCUCAGUAUUCUUGGUGGGAUUGAUGAGCUUAGUAGGACUGGAUUUGAGUUCAUCUCCCACAGCCUUCUGGGUACUCCCCUCUCGCGAGAGCUUGGUACCACUGGACAGGGACUCCAAGGAGGGGCUCUACUCAUUACUGGUGCUAAGGGGAGUGGAAAGAGUGCUCUGUCCUGGGCCCUCUGCAGGAAAGCUAGAGAAGAUUUGGAUGCACAUGUGGAGGUGGUGGACUGCAGGAAGCUACAAGGUAAAAGGGCAGAAACCGUGAGACAGAUGCUGCAGGAUAUUUUCGAACAGGCGGAGUGGAGGCAGCCUUCAGUUGUUCUUCUUGACGACCUGGAUCAUGUGACAGGGGCACCAACCUCACCUGAACAUGAGCAGGGGCCUGAGGCGUUGCUGCAGCAGCUCAUUGCACAAAGUCUGAAGGAUGUGGUGGAUGAGGUGGUGGUCCACUCCAGCCUUGUGUGUCUGAUCAUCACCAGCCAGAGUGAGCACUCUCUCCACCCCUCGCUGACCGAAGUGCAGGGGUCCCAUUUCAUCCAGGGAUUUGUGAACAUCCAACCACCAAACCAGGCCCAGAGAGCAGAGAUCCUGCGCCAUCUGAUCCUCAGAAAGUCCAGUCUGUCUGAGGAGACUUUACAAGUUCUUGACCUGGUGGCCGUUGCCAAGGAGACAGAGGGUUACACACCUCAAGACUUGGUACUGCUGUUGGAGCGAGCUGUCCACGCUAACACUGUACAAAGAGGAAACAGUGACCAGGGUGUGUGUCUGUUGUGGAGGGACUUUGCUCAGGCUCUUAAAGGGUUCACACCUCCCUCGCUAUGGGGGGUAGACCUCCACACCCCAUGUGGUCAUGGGUUGGAGAAGGUGGGAGGGCUGAGAGAGGUGCGACAACAGCUAAUGGACACCAUACUGCUCCCUGCUAAGUAUCCCAUCCUUUUCUCCAAUCUUCCUAUCCGCCAUCGCUCAGGAGUACUGUUGUAUGGAGCUCCUGGUACAGGGAAGACCCUGCUGGCCAGGGCUGUAGCUAAGGACAGUGGUAUGAACUUCAUCAGCAUCAAGGGACCUGAACUUCUGAGUAAGUACAUUGGAGCCAGUGAGCAGGGAGUACGUGAUGUCUUCCAGAGGGCACAAGCAGCCAAGCCAUGCAUCCUGUUCUUUGAUGAGUUUGACUCUUUGGCCCCCAGGAGGGGCCACGACAGCACAGGUGUAACUGACCGUGUGGUCAACCAGCUCCUCACCCAGCUGGAUGGCGUGGAGGGACUGCAGGGUGUUUAUGUGCUCGCAGCUACCAGCCGUCCAGAUCUGAUUGACCCAGCCCUUCUGAGACCUGGACGACUGGACAAGUCCCUCUACUGUCCACCUCCUGAUCUGGAGUCUCGUGUGGAGAUCCUCAAGGCUCUGACUUCCGGUGUGCCCCUGGCCGCUGAUGUGGACCUGCAGCAGCUGGCAGCUGCAACAGAGCAGUUCACUGGGGCAGACCUGAAGGCCCUGCUCUACAACGCACAGCUGGAAGCCAUCCACAACAGCUUGGGCACCAGCACACCCCAUGAGCUUGCCUCUGGCUCAGACAGCGACAUGAGCCUGUCCUCCAUGAUCUUCCCAAACAACAGCAGUGGCUCAGAUUACUCAGUGGGGGACGGAGACCCAGGCAUGAGUUUGGACCAGUCCAUGGUUCUCCUGGAGCCUGAUGAGCUCCAAGCAGAAGAUGAUCAACAUCGCAGCAAUGUCUGGAGACUCUACUUUGGAAGCUCCUACGAGUCAGAGUUGGGGAAUUCACCGAUUUCAGGACUGAACUCCCAUUGCGUAUCUGGACCCAACUCCAUGACCCAGGACUGUACGGGGGCAUCAGUUCGGGAACCCAGCGGCUCUCUCCCUCCUUCCUACAUGUCAUCCCUCCAGAGUGGAUAUGAAGAGCUGAGCCCAGAGCAGUUGGAGCGCCUACAACAAGACAUUAACAACAUCAAGAACAACUACAGGAGAGCUAAUGAGGAGUGUGUCCGGGUUCAUUCAGCCUCCAUCCAGCCGGGCCUGUUGCUGUGUCAGGCUCACGUGAACUCCGCCCUGGCUGCCACCAGACCGUCUCUCAGCAAGUCUGACUGGAACAGAUACACAAAACUGUAUGAAGGCUUUGGUGGUUCAGGAGAUGGAAAAUCUCUUCAUUCUGUCACAUUUAAACCCGGGCAACGUGUGACUUUAGCUUGAACAAACACAUUAGUGUGACUCACCUAAUCCCCUGUUUUGAUGUUUAUUAAUAAAAGUGGUGACGCACCGAUAAUUAAUUUAACAAUCAGUGGAGUCUGAGCUCUAAAGACAAUUGUUGUAAAUUAAUAUUAUGUUUGAAUAAACUGUUUUCUACUUGAUUAUGAAUAAGACAUUUAUCUACUUAAAAUGUAAUUACUGUACAUAUGUGUAAGGUCAAGAUUAUAAAAUAUAGAAUUGUUGGAAAUAAAAAUGGACAA
Molecule: messenger RNA, 4112 nt
Organism: Toxotes jaculatrix (banded archerfish)
Lineage: Eukaryota; Metazoa; Chordata; Actinopteri; Toxotidae
Gene: pex1
Product: peroxisomal biogenesis factor 1
Exons: 24
Coding region: 85-3855 (1256 amino acids)
Biological process (GO): protein import into peroxisome matrix
Cellular component (GO): peroxisome; peroxisomal membrane; cytosol
Molecular function (GO): ATP hydrolysis activity; ATP binding
Source: RefSeq, a predicted model, not a curated record